Molecule: messenger RNA, 3483 nt
Organism: Adineta steineri
Lineage: Eukaryota; Metazoa; Rotifera; Eurotatoria; Adinetida; Adinetidae
Source: the annotation of a GenBank genome assembly
AUGAAUUCAGUGCUCUCACUUUCAUUUAAUCAACCAAAGUUUUCUCCAUCAGCUACUUGGAAUUCUAACGGAAUUACCAUUGCUGAUCAAUCGAUUGUUGGUCAAUAUCCUAGCGCUAUUUUUGUGAGCACAAACAACACAAUCUAUGUCGCUAAUCGACAAAAUAAAACAAUUGUAAUGUGGCAAGGAGAGAAUGUCAAUUCAACGAAGAUCAUUCACGGUAACUUUACACUACCCGAAUCUCUCUUCGUGACAUCAAAUGGUGAUAUUUAUAUUAGUGAUGAUGGAAAGAAUAGUCGAGUGCAGAAAUGGAUCGCAAAAACAAAUAACUUUGUCACGGUGAUGAAUGUCAACUCAUCAUGUUAUGGUUUGUUUAUCGAUAUCAAUGAUACUCUUUAUUGUUCAAUGCUUGAGCAUCAUCAAGUAGUAAAAAGAUGGUUAAAUGAUUCUGUGAUAAAUUCAAAUCGUGUUGCUGCUGGAACAGGUAUUGUAGGACUAGCCUCGAAUCAACUUAAUCUUCCUCAUGGAAUUUUUGUCGAUAUGAAUUUGGAUUUAUAUGUGGCAGAUCGUGACAAUAAUCGUGUUCAGUUGUUCCUGCCAGGAGAAUCAAAUGGCAUCACAGUAGCUGGAAGUGGGUCCUUAAAUCCAACAAUUACACUUCAUUGUCCAAGUGGAAUUAUAUUAGAUGCUGAGAAAUAUUUAUUCAUUGUGGAUCAGAACAAUCAUCGAGUUGUUGGUUCAAGCUGGAAUGGUUUUCGAUGUUUAGUUGGAUGUUAUGAAAGGGGUUCACAAUCCAAUCAAUUAAAUAAUCCAUUUAGUUUGAGUAUCGAUCACUCUGGAAACAUAUUUGUUACUGAUCAAUUUAAUCAUCGAAUUCAAAAAUUUUUACUGAUGAACGAUUCUUUUGCUCUUUCAUUCAAUCAACCAAAGUUUUGUCCAACGGCCACUUGGAAUCCCAAUGGAAUUACCAUUGCUAAUCAAUCAAUUGUGGGUCAGAAACCUACCGCCAUUUUUGUGAGCACAAACAACACAAUCUAUGUCGCUAAUAUAGAAAACAGCACAAUUGUGAUAUGGCAAAAAGAGAGUGUCAAUCCAACAAAGAACAUCUCUGGUAGUUUUAGACAACCUAACUCUCUCUUCGUGACAUCGAAUGGUGACAUUUAUAUUGAUGAUGGAUAUUAUAAUGGUCGAGUGCAGAAAUGGAUAGCAGAAACAAAUAUCUUUGUUACAGUGAUGAAUAUUAACUCAUCAUGUGAUGGUUUAUUUGUCGAUAUCAAUGAUACUCUUUAUUGUUCAAUGUCUAAGCAUCAUCAAGUAGUGAAAAGAUCAUUAAAUGACUCUAUGAUGACUUCAAAUCCUGUCGCUGCUGGAACAGGUACUCUAGGAUCAGCCCCUAAUCAACUUUAUUUUCCUAGUGGAAUCUUUGUCGAUGUGAAUUUCGAUUUAUAUGUGGCAGAUUGCGAAAAUCACCGAGUUCAGUUGUUCCAGUCGGGACAAUCAGAUGGCAUCAUUGUGGCUGGAAGAACGUCACCGCAUCAAACAAUUGAACUUAACUAUCCUAGGGAAAUUAUAUUAGAUGCUGAGAAAUAUUUAUUCAUUGUAGAUCAGAACAAUCAUCGUAUUAUUGGUUCAGGGUUGAAUGGUUUUCGAUGUUUAGUUGGGUGUUAUGGAAAGGGUUUACAAUCCAAUCAAUUGUUUUUUCCACAUGGUUUGAGUUUCGAUCGUUCUGGGAACAUGUUUGUUACUGAUCAAUCAAAUCAUCGAAUUCAGAAAUUUAAUUAUUUAAAAAGAUAUUGUGCCAAUACUUCCUCUAUUAUCCAAAAGAUCUUUUUAUCAUCGUUGACUAACAGCAAUCAAAUUUAUUACCGAGAUUGUGACGAACAAAAUUUUUAUUAUGAAUCUAUUCAAGUGAAGGUGUUCGAAAGUGGUUACUACACUUUUCGUGGCAGUGGUAACAUCGAUCCGUAUGGAUCUAUUUAUAAAGUCAAAUUUAAUCCACUUGAUCCAUUAGAUAAUUUGCUCGAUAAAGAGUAUGACAGUGGCUUUGAUGUUCAGUUUAGACUUAAUAUUCAUCUUGAUGUUGAUAUGACAUAUAUAUUGGUUGUGACAACAUAUGAAUCAAAAGGAACUGGAGAAUUUUCAGUCGUUGCAUUGGGUAAAAACAAAGUUAUUCUCGAACGUCUUAGUACUCUAGUAAAUAUUCAAUUAAUAUACCCAUUAAAAUUAACUGAAGAUAGUCCAACAUAUUAUCGAGACUGUCAAGUACCGCAUUGUCAUUAUGAAACUUUACAAAUUCAUGUCAAUACAUUGGGUUUGUAUGUUCUUUGGAGUGAAAGUAACAUUGAUGCAUAUGGAUAUAUCUACAAAAAUGAUUUCAAUCCUCUAAAACCAUCUGAAAAUUUACUCCUGUCACAUGGAGGUCCUGAACAAAGUAGUUGUGUGAUUGGUGAUCAGUGUAACUUUCAUAUUAAAGGGAUUGGUUUGACUCUCGAUGAUAUUUUACGCGAUGAACUUCAACCGAACAAAAUGUUGAAUAAUCAAUCAUUUUCGAUUAAACUAAGUGCCGGCGUAACAAUAAUAAUGUUUGUCGCUGGAUUAAUUAAUAGUAUUCUUUCUUUUAUUACAUUUCAACAUAAAGAUGCUCAACAAGUUGGAUGUGGAAUGUAUCUAUUAGCAUCAGCCAUUACUUCUCUUUUGGCAAUUAGUAUGUUCAUAAUUAAAUUCUGGUUUGUUGUUCUUACUCAGAUCAAUGUAUCCACUAGUUUGUCUGUUCUUCGUGGAGGUUGUGUAUCUAUUGAAUCAAUUCUAAAACUUUUUCUCUACUUUGAUGGUUGGCUCAAUGCUUGUGUAGCAGUUGAACGAGCAGUACUUAUUUUGAAAGGAGUAAAUUUUGACAAAAAAAAGAGUAAAUCUAUUGCUCGACGAACAAUUCUUAUUUUACCAUUCUGUAUUCUGGGUACACUUAUUCACGAGCUCGCAUUUCGUAGAUUGUUCGUUUAUGAAGCAGCACCAGGUAUGAGUAAGGCUAAUGAAAAACCAAACAACCGGUAUGUAUCAUGUAUCACUCAUUAUUCUCCUUCUAUUCAACAUUAUAAUACAGCCGUUCUAUUUUUUCAUCUUGUUGGUCCAUUUAUUGUUAAUCUUUUCUCUGCCUUGUUCAUCAUCUUUGGAGGUGCUCGACAACGAUCAUUGGCACGAACUAACCGAAGUUUUAAAGAGCAUAUUCAAGAACAAUUCCGUGAACAUAAACAAUUGAUCAUUAGUCCAAUAGUUUUACUCGUUUUAUCAAUACCUCGUCUCAUCAUUUCAUUACUUCCUGGUUGUGUGAAAACAUCUGAGGACUUUUGGUUGUAUCUUGGAGCAUAUUUCAUUUCGUUCACUCCUUCUAUGCUAAUUUUUCUUAUCUUUGUCUUUCCUUCAGAAAUGUAUAUGAAAGCAUUUAAACAAUCGUUCAAUCGUAUUCGAAGGCGUACUUCUCCUUAA